AUGCCUAAUUUUGAAUACUGUUUACAGGAUCCCGUCACUGAUAAUUUACGUUGUUUGAAAAAUACAAUAGAAACAAUAGAAAACUAUAACUUUCAAUCUUUUCCUCAUAUAACUGCCUUUAAAAAAUGCUCGAUGCUAUGUUUAAAAAAACUAGGACUUUUCGAUAAAAAUACUAGUCUUACUGAAAAUACUAUGGCAAUUAUUGAAUUGGAUAGCUGUUUUAUCACUCAUAUAUUACAUACUGAUUCGGAAUCAUCUCCUGUCAAUUGGAAUUUAUUAAAAAUAUUCAAUAUAACUAUUGGAUUCAUAAUUAUAUAUGCUGUUUUCAAUAUUGUAAAAAAUAACAGUUUGCUAAUUAUUACUUUGCGCUCUAAAAUAAGACAUUAUUUGAAUAAAUGUUAUAUUUUUUUUGUUGAACCAAAGGAAACCAAUGCACCCAAGAUAGAUAUGGUGACAAUUCUUGGUAUGAUAAAUAGCUUAACUGAAGCAAUAGAAAAGACAAAUAAGUCCCAAGAAGAUAUUUUUACUGGAAUCACUUAUUUGCAACAAAAAUUGGAUUAUAUUUCAAAGGAAAUCCGUCUUUUGAAAGCCAUAUAUUUGAAAUUUACAGCCGUACACAAAAUGACAAAAAAAAAUAAUGGAUCUCUAGCAUACAAGUCAAAAAGGAACAAUAUUGAGUUCCUAACUGUGAACAAGGAAAAGCAAAACGAAAAAAGAAGUAUAGAAAAUAACAAAAAUAAAGCAACUGCCAAUUCAAGUGUUGUUAGUCAAGAUUCAAUAGUAGUAGAACAAAAAGGUAAAAUAACAAGACAAAAAACACCAAGCAGUAAUAUAAAUGCACAAAAAAGACCUUUACUAGAUAUUUCGCCAAAUAGCUUAAAUAUCCAGACACAAAACACUGUGCGACCCCCAUCUACUGGAAACCCCCCAAUUGAAAAAAGAUCUGGUUAUGUGGAGACUUUAUCACAUGGUAAUGAUUUGCUACGAUUAGGAUUCGAAACAAAACCGAAAGAAGUUCCCCUUUUUAAGGCGGGAAACCCUUCAAUAAGGAUUCACGGGAGAAAAACUGGAAUGAUUUUUGAUUUAACAAGUAAAGAGGGCAGAAGGAUAUGGAAAGAUUAUAUUGGUUCAAACAAAUCAACAAGAACCAAUCAAGAGCAACAGCAACAGCAACAAGCAAAUUCAAACAUUCAAAACGAAAAUUUAACUUCUGCUUCUGAGCCGCUGUCUAAUUUUCCGACUGAUAUAAGAACAGAAGAUAAAGAUGGCAACCCCUAUAGGCGGGUGUAUGUUCCAGGAAGAGGUUGGUAUUCAAGAAUGAGAUAUUUAGAAGUUGUAAGCAGUAAUGCCUAA
This is a messenger RNA of Saccharomycodes ludwigii, 1353 nucleotides long. RefSeq lists its product as uncharacterized. The coding region runs from base 1 to 1353 and encodes 450 amino acids. The transcript has a single exon. NCBI's taxonomy places the organism in Eukaryota, Fungi, Ascomycota, Saccharomycetes, Saccharomycodales, Saccharomycodaceae. The record is from RefSeq and is a predicted model, not a curated record.